GGACAUCCGGACGUGACAUAAACUCCGCAUCAUCUUUACGGACCAGAUACCCCACACACAUUGCCGUUCUGGUGCUUGAGCAGAGCAGGUCUGAAUCCUGGUGCUGAUCGGAACCAGAAGGCAUGAUGUGGCUGAUCGUGCUGGCCGGCUUCCUUCACUGCGCCUUUGCCUAUGAUGUGGACCUGAAGAGGCUGGAGGGGCUGGCGAGGGCGAGAGUCGAGUCGUGUGGUGGAUGACAGCUGAACAGGCUCGGAGAGGUCAAAGCCUUCGUGGUUGAUGAUAUUCCUCUCUAUCACAACCUGGUGAUGAAGCACAUCGCUGGGGCUGAUCCUGAGCUUGUCCUUCUAGACCACUACCAUAAAGAGCUGGAUCGGGUCCCUCUGUCCGACAUGUCCCGCUCUGAGAUCAACAAGUUGCUGGGAAAACUCGGCUUCUACAAGAAGGCUCAGGCCCAGGACAAGGUGCCAGAGGAGUUCCAGUUCUCUCCUGCCAAAGACAGCCCAUUUAAAGCCACAGAUGGCAAAUCUGACUCACAGGGUCAGCACUCUGAUCUCUAACCAAUCAGAGAGGAGAAAAGUAGGAAUCUCACAGAACUACUACGCCCUUAAGCUGCUCCAUGAUCUGCUGCUUUACUGCAGUUUAUAACAGAAAUGUUUGUCACCUUUAAAAUCAGAGCAGCCAAUCAUGAAUCAGCUUUAAGGCGAGGACAGAAUCUUAGCAUCAGCAAAAAGGCCUUUAAAAGGUCUGUAGUCUGAUUUUGCACAUCUCCUUUUUGCUGUUUGUUCUUUGUUUUGCAGCGUUAAUAUUCCAACAGGCUACUUUGUGAGUGCUUUUCUACUCCCCACACAGAGAUUGGAAGUGUGAGUUUUAUUUUAUGGUGUCUUUACGACUCAGCCUCACUUGACUUCUCCUGUGUGUCUGAAUGUUUCCGACCUGCUGUGAAACUGAAUGAAGCCUCAGGCUGAAACCGUCUGACUGGCCUGAGGUUGAUGCUACGUGUUCUGGCAGGUCGGAGUGAUGCACACAAGAGGAGUCAAGUGGAAGGGUUGUAAAAGUGGGAAAUAAUAAAAUUAAAAAUUAAAA
Molecule: messenger RNA, 1083 nt
Organism: Cheilinus undulatus (humphead wrasse)
Lineage: Eukaryota; Metazoa; Chordata; Actinopteri; Labriformes; Labridae
Gene: selenom
Product: selenoprotein M
Exons: 5
Cellular component (GO): endoplasmic reticulum lumen
Molecular function (GO): oxidoreductase activity
Source: RefSeq, a predicted model, not a curated record